UGGGGGCCGGGCCCGGGAGCGGGGCGGGUGGCAUGGCGGGCGGCCGGGGGGCGCUGAUCGCGCUGGAGGGGGUGGACAGGGCCGGCAAGAGCACGCAGGGCCGGCGGCUGGUGGAGGCGCUGCGGGCCGGCGGGCGCCGAGCCGACCUCCUCCGCUUCCCCGAGAGGACGACGGAGAUCGGGCGGCUGCUCGGAGCCUACCUGGCGGGGGAGAAGGACGUGGAGGACCACGCCGUGCACCUCCUGUUCUCCGCCAACCGCUGGGAGCACGUGCCUUUGAUGAAAGAGAAACUACAUCAAGGGGUCACGCUUGUGGUUGACAGAUAUGCCUUUUCUGGAGUGGCCUUCACAAGCGCCAAGGAGAACUUCUGCGUGGACUGGUGCAAACAGCCUGACAUUGGACUCCCAAAGCCAGAUCUGAUUCUGUUUCUUCAGUUAAGCCCUGAGGAAGCAGCAGCACGAGGGGACUUUGGAAGUGAACGUUACGAGAACAGCCUCUUCCAAGAGAAAGUUCUACAGUCCUUCUCUCAUCUGAUGAAGGACAAGACGUUAAACUGGAAGAUGAUUGAUGCGUCCAAGAGCAUAGAAGACUUGCACAGAGAAAUUAAGUCCAUUGCAGAGGAAACCAUGCUGGAGGUUCAAAAUAAACCCUUGGGAGAACUCUGGAAAUAAAACUUAAUACCGGUUAUUCUUUUAGACCUAACAGAAAAUUCACCUCUUGGACUUUCCUUGGGUGGUUGACAUCUCCACGCCACGUUCUAGUUACUCCAGCUUAAUCACGUAUAUUCUUCCUGGUCCAGCAUGGUGCUGGUGUGCUUUUGACUGUUCCUGCUUCUCCUCUUCCAUUCUGCAUCGUCCCUGCUGCUUUUUUUAUAAGCGAGCACACAAAGAGCACAUAACAUUCCUUGUGAAAGCCUCCCUGCUUCAGGUAGGAUCUCUUGGUGUAGGCUUAGUCCUGUAAUGUAGAUUUGGAUACUGAGCCCAGAGCUUCCCCCAACGUGAUCAGCAGCAACAGGUGGGGAGCAGCCUUCCCAUGUUUGAAGCUCCAGCAAACUACCAUGUUUCUGGUUCUUCCUCUCUAGUGGAAUGCAUCCCCUGUGCUAAACCAGCUUUUAUAGUACUUUCUAGUAAGUUACUCUUUUAAACAUUUUGUACAGCAGCAAAGGCGUUUUUUUUUCCUACCCCUAUGACCACUUACCUUCUCGAAGGACAUAGAGGAGGUGAAAGAGCAGCAGUUCAGGCACGAAGUACAGGGAUCACUGUUUGCUAGAGCGAAGGGACGGAUGACUUCCCACUCCAGCCUGUUCCCCAGCUGUUCAGUGAGAACAGUAUGGAAGCUGCACAGCUAUUGGCAGGGAAGAGUCUGAAAUAGAUGCUAGCUUGUCACCAGACCCAUCUGAAGGCUGAGUGGUGCACAAAUUCUUUUAGACUGGUUGAAUUACUCCUGUGACUGAGAUCAGAGGAAGAGUCAGCAGUGACUCCUGCACUUCACUUUCCAGGUGAAAUUCCAACAGCCCAGCGUACGUUACCAAACCAGAUCGGGUACAAGCUGUGAGCUUGCCUGCUUCCCUCGGCCUGUACCAUACCUGAAGGUCCUGCUUUUAGUCCGAGCUGUUACAAUAAAGUUCCAGUGCGUAAAAUGGC
Oxyura jamaicensis (ruddy duck) is the source of this 1643-nucleotide messenger RNA. It is a transcript of the gene DTYMK, whose product is annotated as deoxythymidylate kinase. Bases 33 to 671 code for a protein of 212 amino acids. Gene Ontology annotation, biological process: dUDP biosynthetic process; dTTP biosynthetic process; dTDP biosynthetic process. Gene Ontology annotation, cellular component: nucleus; cytoplasm; mitochondrion. Gene Ontology annotation, molecular function: ATP binding; dTMP kinase activity. The transcript has 5 exons. The record is from RefSeq and is a predicted model, not a curated record. Lineage: Eukaryota; Metazoa; Chordata; Aves; Anseriformes; Anatidae.